AUGGAUGUACCAGAGGGGAAUGGAAACCCUUUGGGCAAUGGACUCGGUCGAGCUAGGCAAACUCGACCGAUUGGUCAAGGAGAUGCUCCAAACCGCCACCAACAGAGACAAGGGAUUGUUCCACCACCAGUGCAGAACCACAACUUUGAGAUCAAGCUGGGAAUGAUCAACCUUGUCCAGAACAAGAUGUUCCAUGGAUUGCCAAGUGAAGACCCCAUUGACCACCUUGAUGAGUUUGAUAGGCUUUGUGAUUUGACAAAGAUCAAUGGUGUCUCUGAAGAUGCCAUCAAGCUGAGACUCUUUCCUAUGUCUCUAGCUGACAAAGCUCACCAAUGGGAGAAGAGCUUGCCCCAUGGCACAAUCACCACUUGGGAUGAAUGCAAGAAGGCCUUUCUUGCUAAGUUUUUCUCCACCGGUCGCACAGCCAAGCUUAGAGGAGAGAUAUCCAGCUUCAUCCAGCGAAACAAUGAGACAUUCGCAGAGGCUUGGGAGAGGUAUAGGGAGAUGCUAGACACAGCUAGCAAUGGGAACUUCCUCAACCAGGAUGUAGAUGAUGGCUGGCAACUUGUGGAGAACAUAGCUAACUCAAAUGGAAGCUAUGGAGAAGAGUAUGAUCGCACCAACCGGAGCUCGACCCACCACUCGAUCGAGUCAGACGAAAAGUUGAGAAAAGAUGUUAAGGCAUUGAAUGAGAAGUUGGAUAAGCUGAUCCUAGCUCAGUCCACAAUGAAGAAAGUCAACUUUGUGUCUGCUGAGGAGAUGGAACCAGUCCAAGAAGGGGAGGAUACACAAUUUGCUGAGGUGUGCUACAUGAGCAAUGGGCAAGGAGGUUACAACAAAGGAUACUAUAACUACAAGUCCAACCCUGCCAUGUCAUACCGCAACACUGAUGUUGCUAACCCUCAGGACCAAGUAUAUCCUCAACAACAAGCAGCUCGAUCGAGUCAGGUGCCACAACAUGGGUAUGGUCAAAAGAACAAUUACCAAGGACCACAAGGCACUUUCCCUGGACAACAAAUGAAUAUCCCACCAGGCUUCCCCCACCAACCGCCCCAGCCUGCACCUUCACAAGAGAAUGAGCUCAAGGCAAUGCUAAAGCAACUACUUCAAGGGCAAGCUGAUGGGGUAGUGGACACAAGCAAGAAGCUAGCUGAAAUAAACUCUAAGAUCGAGAACCUCAACACAAGGGUUUACUCUCUGGAGAAUCAUGCUUCUUCUGUUGCUGCUGCUACAAAGCAAGGACAACUACCUGGUAAAGCUAUUCAGAACCCCAAGGAACAGUGCAAGGUCAUCUUCACUCAAGAAGGACUUGUUGAAGAAGAGGAUCAAGAAAGGGUCAUUGAAGAUUUUUGUUUACUGCUGAAUGAUGAAGAGAUUGUUGCUGCUGAGGCUCCUGGAGUCCAGAUUGAUCAACCAGAAGUGCAUGCACCUACUGUGGCCAUUCACACUUCACCAGUUGAGCUCGCACGACAAGCUCGAUCGGCAGCUCGAUCGAGUCCAACUCUAGCUCGAUCGAGUCCGACCUCUUCUGUCCGACAGCCUGUUUUGCUUGAUCCUUACCAACCGGUUGCCGCUUCCUCGUCUCGCCUACUUAGUCAAGGAUGUUAUGCCAACAGUGAUAAAGUUUCAGAGGUCCUACAAGAGUCUACUCAUCAGUUCAACCUGCUUACUUCACCCACCUUCCUACCAAAGGUCAAGGAUCAAGGGAAAUUCACUCUCCCUUGCACACUUGGGCAUCUUGAGAUUGACAAUGCCUUAGUGGAUUCUGGAGCAAGCAUCAAUCUGAUCUCUCUCUCCAUGGCAGAGAAGCUAGGCAUAGCUGGAGCCUUGCAGCGCCUACAUCUGAUGUUAGUGUCUUGCAAAUGUGGCAGCAAGAUGGGCUAUUUGCUUCUCCGCUUCACUGAGGGUCGACCCUCGAGAAUAGAGUUGCUUUCAAACUCGGUGUUUCUGUCAAUCUUGUCUUCUACACUUGUUGUCUUCUUCAAAAAAGCACUGCAAAAAUCCAUGCAUUCUUCUGCAGGGUAUGACUCAGCUAUGCAACCUUCUGGUCUUGCUGGAUUUCUUACAAAGUCUUUCAAAACUUUCAUGUACCUGGAAGGAACACGGUAUUAG
Messenger RNA from Microthlaspi erraticum, 2112 nucleotides. NCBI's taxonomy places the organism in Eukaryota, Viridiplantae, Streptophyta, Magnoliopsida, Brassicales, Brassicaceae. The record is from the annotation of a GenBank genome assembly.